Salvia miltiorrhiza (redroot sage) is the source of this 2270-nucleotide messenger RNA. RefSeq names its product putative late blight resistance protein homolog R1B-14. The transcript is spliced from 2 exons. The record is from RefSeq and is a predicted model, not a curated record. Lineage: Eukaryota; Viridiplantae; Streptophyta; Magnoliopsida; Lamiales; Lamiaceae. Bases 42 to 1793 code for a protein of 583 amino acids. Gene Ontology annotation, molecular function: ADP binding. Gene Ontology annotation, biological process: defense response to other organism.
AUGUGGCUGCUUAUGUCGACUCUCCUAGCUCCAUUCAUACUAUGAGUUUGAUGGAUUCACAUCAAAGCUGGAAUUUGCUAAAGCGGAAGGUGUUCAGAUGUAAAGACAUUCCUGUUGAAUUGGAAGACAUUGGCUUCAAAAUUGCUAAAAAUUGUGGUGGAUUGCCCCUUUCACUCGUGGUGGCGGCAGGACUUCUAUCUAAGAUUCCGAUUCAUAAUCGAGACUCAUGGAAGCAAAUUGCUGCAAACGGCGGGCAGCUUGAAACAAUAAUUUGUUUGAGUUAUACCCAUUUACACAAUCACUCGAAGCCAUGUCUUUUAUAUAUGGCUGGCUUUCCAGAAGAUUAUGAGAUUCGUGUCUCAGAACUCAUUCACCUUUGGAUAUCCGAAGGUUUUGUAACACUUUCAAAUGGAUCUCAAAGUUUGGAAGAGGAGGCAGAAGACUUUAUGGAGGAUCUUGUCGAAAGAAGUUUAGUUUUGGUCACCUACAGGAAGUCUGAUGGGAAAAUAAAGAGUUGCAGCCUUCAUGAUAUUGUGAGGGAAUUUCUCGUAAGGCAGGCUGCAAAAGAGAAGGUAAUUCUUUCUGUUAUGGAUUACUUACCUACUCCUAUCCUGCGAAAGCAUUUUGUUCCACGUCUCAUAAAAGAUCAUCACAUCAUAAGUGCUAGUUCGUAUGAUCUACAUCUCAAAGACUACGUGCAUAGCUCGCACAUCCGUAUCAUAAUAUGUAUUCCGAAUAAAGGAUAUAGAUCUGUGGGCUUUGUAGAGAAGUUUAGUUCGCUAAGGGUCCUUCAUGUUUUACGUAGAAAUGAUCAUUGGGAUUGGGAGCCAGGCCAAGUGUUCGAUCUGGUUCAUUUAACUUACCUUGCUUCCAACAUUCCCAAUAGUAUUGUUCCUUCAGCUAUAUCAAAGCUUCAGAAUCUUCAGACUUUAGUUAUUUAUAGAUCUGAGGUUCGUUUGCCCAUGGAGAUUUGGAGGUUGCGACAAUUAAGACAUCUUAUUGCUUUCUCAUUUCAACCCUUACCAAACCCUGAAGGUGAACAAAAUCCCCUUGAGAACUUGCAGGUACUUUCGCUGGCAAUGGACUUUGUGUGGAGUAAAAGAAUAGUGGAAAUGAUUCCGAACAUUAAAAAGCUGGGAAUAUGUUACUCCAAGGGGAAGUUUGAUGCGUAUGCUGGCUACCGCCUCAAAAAUCUUAAGUAUCUAUGUCGACUUGAGAAAUUGAAGUUGGAGAUGCGUGGAGGUUUUUUAUCUAGACAACUACAUGAUGAAAUGGUAUUGGGGAUGGGUGGAGGUUUUUCAUUAGGAAUAGUUCAUAAGAUACUUGGAUGGUUUUCAUUUAGACGAGCUAAAAAGAGACUUGGAGGUCUAAGCUUUCCUCUACAGUUGAGACGGUUAACCUUGAGUGGUUGGAAGCUUCCUUGGAGUGAUAUGACGAUUGUUGGUUCAUUACCUAAUCUUCAAGUGCUUAAACUAAGAAACUUUGCUUGCAGAGGCCAACGGUGGGAAACAUCUAAUGGACAAUUUCGUGAGCUGAGACUCCUUCUAAUUGACCGAUCAGAUUUGGUUUAUUGGAGAACAGAUGCUAGCCACUUCCCGAAACUCGAGUGCCUAAUGCUUCAUCAGUGUCGUUUUCUAAGGGAGAUUCGAAGUAAUAUUGGAGACAUUCAAACACUUAAAGUGAUUGAGAUCGAUGAGCGGUCCACGCGUCUUUUAUUCUGGGCAGAAAUGAUACAAAAGAAACAACGGGAUUCUGGAAAGCGUAGCUUUCUAGUUCGUGUGAAGCGUUCUUGACAUGGAUGAUGGCUAUAUGCCCGAUGCUGAAGACACACGACAUAAUGAGAACACCGGCUGGUCUUCUCGUACAAGAGCGGUUUCAAAGUAUCUGCAAUCUGCAUUUAUUAAAGAGGCAGAGUGUGGAAGGAAUGCUCUCUCCUUGGACAACCUCUUAAUUGGCAAAUCACGCAAGGGAAGCAUCGACGAUAUUUUUUGUAACACUGGUAUGCUUCUACACUUUGAAUUAAUCAAUUAUGAUCUUUAUAUACUCAAAACUCUUUUGUUAUAUUUCUAAAAGUAGUAUUUUUUUGUGUGUAAAUGAUCAUAUUACCACCUAUGCAUUAAAUUCAUAUCUAAGUUCAAAUAAAUCCUAUGUCUAGAAAACUUGGUUUGAAGGUCAAGAAUAGAGUGAGUUUUGAGUUCCGGCCAAUUUGAGUAUUUUGUUUUAUUUUCGUUGCCCAUUAGUUUGCUUGUGUUGCUGUCCCUUGGUAUAUU